Mya arenaria is the source of this 1784-nucleotide messenger RNA. RefSeq lists its product as uncharacterized. NCBI's taxonomy places the organism in Eukaryota, Metazoa, Mollusca, Bivalvia, Myida, Myidae. The transcript has 4 exons. The record is from RefSeq and is a predicted model, not a curated record. Bases 131 to 751 code for a protein of 206 amino acids.
UUCAAGUUAUGUGAGGCGAAACCAGAAACCAGGUAGUACAAUUUGAGUGAGUGUCCAUUUUUACUGUUUUCUCAAAAAAUGGGUGAUUUUACCUACAUAUUACUUGGAAUUGUUUGAUACUAAUGCUAACAUGGAUGGUGAACGAGCUCGCGUAGCCGCUUACAUAGCCCGCUACGCCCGUCGGAUGCUAGUUUCCGCCAUUUUGUUGGUACCCGGCGCACUUCUCAUCGUGGCAGCGACGGCCUCUCCCGGCUGGACGGUUCUGGAGACGGGACACUCCUCCCUCCAUCUGGGCAUAUGGUACCUGGUCACGUGUGAGGCAACCGUUGGCUGCGACAUGUCAGUGUACCAAAAACUGUUCCGUGCUUCCGAUAUCAGAUCAUUGCGAAUCAUGGCGUGUACUGCUAGUAUGACGGCGAUCAUUUCUCCCAUCCUUUUCGUUAUUGCAAGACGUAGAAUUAUCCACCACAAAGGCAUAAUGGAGAUUGGCUUCUGUGCUCUAUGCUCAACUCUUUGUGCAGGUGUUUUAGGUUUCGUUCUGACUGGUAUAACCGCCCACGACCUUGCGUCCAUAGAUGACGCUGAAGUGCUGUCGGAACUACGGGGACCGUACUCCAUCAUCAUGAUGGCGAUCGGAAGUGCAGUGGAGGUUGGCGUCUGUGUGCUUCUCGCGUGGACGAUGGUUGAAAAAUACAUAGAGGACCGCACACACGAACAAGGGGAUACCUGGCUCGCAUUGUCCCGAGGGUGAUGACGGGUGAUUUUAAGGUGCAUUUUGACAAAUCGAUAGCGGGGAGGUGAAAAUAGAUAUUCCAAAAUUGAUAUAUAAUAAUUUGAAAUCCGAGACGGCAUAUUUGACGUAUGUAAAUGCGGAACGGUGAUUAUAUUGGGUGUAUAUAUGCGGAACGAUGUUAUUAUUGGCGUAUGUGAUAUGCGGAAUACAUACUGCAGUCUGACAUUAAGAUCAAGAUCAAAAGGUCGUAGAUGCACCACUAUAGCUUAAAUGAAAAUGUGAAUUGAGCAAUAUUAGACCCAUUGAAAGGUUCAAGAAAUGUCGUCUGGGUCGGAAAUUAGGAUCAUACCGACUUGAUAGUUACGAACUUGUUUGGUGGUUAGGAAAGGACGUUUAAAAAUAUGUAGAAAAACGCUGCGAUUGACAAAUAAUUAGACACCUGAAGGGAUGUGCAUGUUCAUGUUUUCAAAAAGCCGGUUUGUGACUAUGACUUGAAAGUACAACACUCUGUCUCCAGUGGAAUAUCUGUGUAUACAUGCAUAUAAUUCAUAUACCGUAUUUAAACUGUUUAACACAUUUGUUAGGAAUUCCAGCUACAUUUAAGGCCAUUCCAUUGUAUAUAAAUAUAUUUCAAUGUAAAGCGUUGUUUUACAUUUACUUAGAUAUAUAGUGCUGGAAGUGAUGUUGGGAUAUCUGACACAUAUCCUGGCGAUGUCAGCAAUACAUCAAUAUAACCAGUAAUGACCAUGCAUUUUAUGGAAUUGUAGUUGUAGAACAAGUUUGUGAAAGCUGUGGUACAACACUGCUUUCCAAGAUGGCGUCCAAGAUGGCCGCCGAACAAUUAUGAGAGAUAUUAUUUUUUUUAUGUAUAGUACUGCAUUUAAACAAACCGUAUUUUCUGGGCAUGCUCACACAUUUAUACUUUCUAUCAUUCAUAUUUUUCUUACUUGUUAACUACAUUGUAUUUUGAUAUCGUUGCAUUGAAAUUAAUUGAAUCGAAUGUGUUCUAUAUUAUUGCAUGUAAUUGUUAAAUAAUAAAAAUCGCUUUGUU